Molecule: messenger RNA, 1961 nt
Organism: Silurus meridionalis
Lineage: Eukaryota; Metazoa; Chordata; Actinopteri; Siluriformes; Siluridae
Product: ladderlectin-like
Exons: 7
Coding region: 668-1294 (208 amino acids)
Molecular function (GO): signaling receptor activity
Source: RefSeq, a predicted model, not a curated record
GAAUUCUUAAUGUGUGCUGCCAGAGUGCGGUUUAUGGAGAGAACUUCUUUAACUGUCCAUUUUAGAGCACCUACAUGUGUUAUGUUAAAUUGACUACAUAGAUAUUUGUUUAUGUGAUGAAAGCAUUGGUGUAUUGAGGUAUUGAUCCAUAAAGAUAAAGUGAAGCUCAUUAAAGACAAUAUCACACAGCUUACAGGAAUCUCUUUAUUGAUUCACACUUUUGAACAGAAGCAGUGAUGUAAGAUAUGGAUUUAUCACUGAGAUUUCUGUAAACCAUAAACAAGUUGCAUGACCAUGUUUUACAGUGACAGACAUUUCCUUGUGUAUUAGACACAAUUAAUGGAAUGGACUGAUAUAUAUAGCACCCUGGGAACUUCAUUCAACAGACUGCUCUCAAUUUCUGCUAGACAGAUACAACCUGAAACAUAGGAAUCGGUACUUCUUCACUUUCUUGUUAACACUGAAAUGCAUUUUCAUACUAGCUUAAGCUUCAUGGAAAAUGUUAAACAUUAAACAAUGAAGAUUCUAUUUAGACUGAGAAUACUAAGAUGAUAAGGAGAGACAGAGAAUAGUAAGAUGGAACUGAAAUUGCUUGAUUUCAUUCAAAUUUUAAAGCAUUAUAUUUAUUUUUCUUUUAAAAGUAGCUGCAGUCAUCAUCCUGAUCAUCAUGAAGGUUUGGAUUGUGUGUGUGCUGCUGUGUGCUACCUUUACACUGAGGACUGUUACAGCUGCAGCAAUUGAGACUGGACCUGAGGAGGAACAGGUACUUCAAGGAAAAACUACUGAAUUGGCGGUUGAUGAGUUGAUUAAUGAAGUUGAGGAUAAAGAGGAAGCUCCCAAAGUCAAUACUGCUGAAGUUAAAUCAGGCAUCUGUCCACAUGGAUGGGUCAAAUAUGGAUCACGCUGCUUUCGACUCAUGAGAUCAAGUCUGUCCUGGAUCAGUGCUGAGCAACAGUGUGCAGCUGAACAGGCAAGACUGGCAUCUGUACAAAGUCUUGGGGAUCAUAAAUUCCUGCAGAGUUUGCUUGAUAUGGCUGGUCUGUCACAGGCUUGGAUUGGUGCUUACAACUUCCAGGGAACAUGGCUGUGGGUUGACACAGCUCGCUUCUACUACAGUAACUGGUACUCACUGAGCAGUGUGGGCAGCUACCCAUGUGCUCUCAUGAACAGUAAUGGUAAUGCUUUCUUUCACAUAUAUGCUUUAUCCUUUUUUAUGCUAAAAUGUCGUACAAAGUAUUUCGCUACAUGUCAUACUCUGUAUGUAUGUGUAUGUGACAAAUACAAUUUGAUUUGAUUUCAUAUACUCAUAUGUUUGAUUCAGAUAUAUUGUCUAGUUCUUGCAAAUCAAACGUUUUUUCUAACUGUUUUAUUUUCUCCUUUGUUUCAGUUGGCUGGUCCAAUACUGUCUGUGGAAGUCGAUAUCCUUACAUCUGUUCUAUUGACCUAAAUAAAUGUUAAAGGACAUGGCUGAAUAAUUUUCCAUAAUGUUGAAGCUGAUAUGGGAAAAUAAAUUGUCUGUUUUCAGAACACUUGAGUAAUAAACACUGUUGAUAUCAAUAAAAAAUGUAACAAACAUAUGGUUGUGUUAUUUAAAUGCAAUUUUUUUUUGUAACGCAUACUGUUAAUGAUCCUUGUAUUUCCACAGUGGAAUCAUUUUUAACCUGAAUUUACAAACAGUUCACUUAAAGCUCAUAGGAUGUAAAUAGGCACAGCGGGAAAUGUGACUAUAAUUAGACACUGUUAGAAAUCUAACAGGGCUGAAAUUUUAUUAAAACAGGUUAUUGAAUAUUGAUUAACCAGGCAAUAGAUAAUAAAAAGUGAUAUAUUAGAUCAAAAUCAUUUCAAUUUGAGUCACGUUCUAGACCAGGGGUCACCAACCUUUUUGAAACUAAGAGCUGCUUCUUGGGUACUGAUUAAUGUGAAGGGCUACCAGUUUGAUACAAUCUUCUGAAAUAACAAAU